This is a messenger RNA of Didymella exigua CBS 183.55, 831 nucleotides long. RefSeq lists its product as uncharacterized. The transcript has a single exon. Bases 1 to 831 code for a protein of 276 amino acids. The record is from RefSeq and is a predicted model, not a curated record. Lineage: Eukaryota; Fungi; Ascomycota; Dothideomycetes; Pleosporales; Didymellaceae.
AUGAAGCUAUCAGAGGUUCAACAAAAGCGCUCGUCGAGCGAGCCCAUAAUCACCAGCAGCCAUCGAAGCGAUGCAAAGCUCUCAAAACCACCGAAAGUAGAUGUCCUGCAUACGCGUCCGAGGAACCGACUCCAGAAGCGAGGUUCUGCAAUCCCGCAGAUGCUCACGCCGUAUCCCUCUCGCCUUGGCUUUUCAGCGCCCACCACCGCGCUGUACGUUCUGGAGUACGAACCGUAUCCGUACAGCACCCACCCAAGCGAGUUCCUGGGUGCCUACUCAUCUGUCGACUCGGUGAGCGCCGGAGCCAUCGAACACGGCGCAUUUACGUUCUCGAGAGAAGGACUGCUCGACGGCAGCGAAUACCUGAACGCGGCGGGGCGCAUCAAGAUUCACUCCCAGCCAGUCCAGCGACGCGGUACUGAGGCGCCAAUAUCGAUUCGCAGCCACAGUCUUGACGAACGACCAACAGCGCAAAUUUCCGUCCGAUCGGACAUCCCUCACCCAAAGUCCCACUCCAACACACUUGCCAGGCCGAACGUGAUGCACAGUACGACAAGUCUGAGGAGCAUCCAGAAGCCAAAAGAGACCGUAUAUCUCGCAGUUCGUCAUGGACCAACGGCGGCGCAGUGCCUUGGCGUGUUUGCAAGACCGAGUCUGGCGUGGGGAGCAUGUCUGAAGAACAAGGCAAGCUGCGCUCUAUCAGCCACGCUGAGCGAAGAGGUUAGGGAUCUCGAUGCGGAUGGAAUGCCGAGGGUCACUGCUCGGCUGCAUGGAUGUGGACAGCAUUCUUGGUCUGUCGUUGCGAAAGUGGUCGAUGCUACCGCCGAAUAA